Molecule: messenger RNA, 2061 nt
Organism: Kwoniella shivajii
Lineage: Eukaryota; Fungi; Basidiomycota; Tremellomycetes; Tremellales; Cryptococcaceae
Exons: 13
Coding region: 1-2061 (686 amino acids)
Biological process (GO): regulation of DNA-templated transcription
Molecular function (GO): DNA-binding transcription factor activity, RNA polymerase II-specific; zinc ion binding
Source: RefSeq, a predicted model, not a curated record
AUGAAUACGCCGUCUGAUAGUGUAACUUCUGUUCACCCCAGAGACGAAGGCGAAUCUCCAGAGCGGGAGGAGAAGAGGAAAAUCAAGAGACCCCGAGCAAAGCUUACUUGCCUGAAUUGUAAGAGAAGGAAAAGUAAAUGCGACAAGUGUUUUCCUUGCUCGUCAUGCGUUAGUCGAGGAGAAAGCAAAGCCUGUCAUUACGAAGAGGGAUGCAAACCUGGUGCCGAAGGAGUGACAGACCCGGGAGAAUACAAGGCUAUACAAAUCCGGCUAGAGAGAAUAGAAGCAGCCUUGACAGCUUUGCGAUCUCCACCGGCAACCUCUCCUAGCAAAGCUUCGCCCAUCGAUACUCACCCUCUACCUCAUACUGCAGAUCAAGAACGAGCCCAUAGCAUCUUGAUUACAUCGCGGAUGGGUUCAAAUCCUGGAUUUCCUGGCAGCAUUCAAGGAAAACUGCCUGAGGGCCAGGAGGACCAUAUCAACCCAGAAUUAGUUCCGGGUUUCUGGCCAAGCAUCGUACUAAAUCUCACUCCAGAGAGAUCCACAAGAUGGAACCGAGAAAUGCAGCAGAUAUUUGAGGUUUUACCAAGUGAACAGCAAAUGGAAUAUAUGUUAGAGUACUAUUUCUGCGAAAUGCAAUUGCUCGUAGGAUUGCAUCUUUCAGUAGAUCCUGCUUGGCUGGCCCAGCUUGUUUGCUUACUUUGGGUAACUUGUCACUACUUGGCUCAGGAUGAAAAGAGGCUUAAUCACGAAUCGAGUAUUAGGCUUGGAUUCACACGAUCGGGAUUGCUAGAACUCGCGUUAAAAUUAUACGAUGCUCUUGAAAUGGCACUCAACUGUUCCAGCUGGCUCUUCAAACCGCAACUUCGUAUACUACAGACUCUGCUGAUAGCUAUUUUUCUUAACAUGCAAGGAUGUCAUUAUACCGGGCGACUUUACGGUCCACCACCCGAUUGGUCCUGUUGCCUGUGGUUUGAGAUAGCUGCUGGAAUGCAAGAUCCAUCGCUUCCAGCCAAUCGACCAAUAUAUAGUGUACAGGUGGUUCGACGUGCUUUCCAUGAUUUACUCCUCUUUGAUACCUACACUAUCGUGAAUUCGAGUGAAAGUCCACGAACUCUUUUUCCGUAUUCGUUCCCAGACGAAUCCAUCUUGACGCCUGCGCCUUUGAAUUACUCCGAAAAAGCGUUAUUAUCCGAGGGGAACCCGAGUUCACGCUCCGAAAAAACCUCAUUCGUAUGGACUUUACACCAGAGCAUUAUUUCUCGAGAGUGGCGCAAGAUUUCUUUUCUCUUAGAACAUCCACAAGAUAUAUCAUACGCAAUGGUCAUUGAACGUAAUCAAGCACUACGAGACGCUUUCACAGAUUUCUUGGCUAUCCAAGUGGACGGAAACUUGACUCAUUCUGAAUCAAACGCCUUUGCAUUAACAUAUAGCUCAUAUCAGCAGCGAUUUUUGCGCCUGCAUCGACCAUUUUUCUUAAGGGGUUAUCGAGAUCCACAGUUUGCCCUAUCGAAGUCUACGAUCAUUUCUGCAGCCAAACAAAUUGCUAAAACUCAUAGAAGGGUUUUACGGGAUAGCGCAACUGAUCCUAUCGUGCGAAGUGCGGUAUUUAUGUUUCAACAUCACAUCACAGCACUCCCAAUCCUGCUCCUCAAUGCCCUACACGACACGUUAUCUCUAGCUGAAAUGAAACAAGAGUUGAUCGAAUCUUCCGACGUAUUCCUGGAAACGUUCAAAUCUGGGUUUCAGAUGCAUAUCAGAGUAGCUGCAAAGGGAUCCGCCAUCGCUAGUGAGAUGCUUCUUGAUGAUCCACCUACAAACCUGGAUAGCAUUGAGGGGUUACUGCAAAACAUUCAUGUCAAAGCUAAAGCCAAAGAACGACUUCUCCUUGAUUCUUCUUCCACCUCAAGCAAAACGUCGCUCUCUGAACCAAUAAACGGCCUCAGUUCAACCGAGUCAUCAACUAUGUCUAUCCAACCCAUGAAUGAAAGUACGACGUCCGCAAACGCAAACAAUGAUUGGUGGGAUUUAGACUGGACUCAAUACCUGCGUGAUAUGUGA